Messenger RNA from Endocarpon pusillum Z07020, 624 nucleotides. RefSeq lists its product as uncharacterized. Gene Ontology annotation, cellular component: nucleus. NCBI's taxonomy places the organism in Eukaryota, Fungi, Ascomycota, Eurotiomycetes, Verrucariales, Verrucariaceae. Gene Ontology annotation, molecular function: protein phosphatase 1 binding; protein serine/threonine phosphatase inhibitor activity. The coding region runs from base 1 to 624 and encodes 207 amino acids. The transcript is spliced from 2 exons. The record is from RefSeq and is a predicted model, not a curated record.
AUGGCCUCUCUGCAACCAUCUUCCCGUGCACGAACCCAACACCUUCAGGCCCUAAACCCGUCUUCCACCCGCUCCAACACCGCCUCUCCCACCCGCGGUUCCGUCACCCAAACCCAGACCAUGACUCACACCCCGACAGAUGCUCCAGCCGACCCAUCUCGAACGAUCGAGGCCGCUACUCUGCGAUUACGCGGAGCGCAUGAUCCGGCCGAGAGCAGAAGACAGCGGAGAAGGGGCCCUGCCAUACGAUGGGCGGAGGAUGUGGUGGAUAAUGAAGGGAUGGGGAGGAAAAGUAGCAAGGUGUGCUGUAUCUACCACCGACCCAGGGCUGUGGGGGAGAGUAGUUCGGAAGAGGAUUCUUCUUCGAGCAGCUCGGACGACGAGUCGUCGGAUGGGGGUGCUGGUGAUGAUGGGUCAGCCAGGCCUGUGGGUGGUGAUGGCGGGAGAGGGAGCCGCACCGGCAAGAAGAGGAGGCGGCAUCAGCAUCAUCAUCACCACGGGCACGACCACGAUCAUGAGAAGGACAACGAAGGGGAAGGAGCAGCGAAGGAAAGGGGGCGAAGACCGAGCCCGAAUGCUUAUGAGAGAAUGCCGAAGACGGGUAUGGGGCCGAAAGGGAAAUAG